Molecule: messenger RNA, 12304 nt
Organism: Armigeres subalbatus
Lineage: Eukaryota; Metazoa; Arthropoda; Insecta; Diptera; Culicidae
Gene: Ced-12
Product: engulfment and cell motility protein 1
Exons: 1
Coding region: 165-2333 (722 amino acids)
Biological process (GO): cell motility; actin filament organization
Cellular component (GO): plasma membrane
Source: RefSeq, a predicted model, not a curated record
GUGGUUUGGUUUUGAUUAAUCACAUCCUGCUUAUCGCAUAUUUUUUGUGAAGUGAAAAAGAAAAUUUUCGAUCGCCUGAAAAAUUAAGAUUUUCUCUUAAAACCCCAUUCCGUUUGUGGCCAAUGUGUGUUCCUUCGCGAGAAAAGUGUACCGUGCGUGUUUAAAUGUUACUCAAAACAUCAAAAAUGCCAGCGAUUCGUGACAGUCAUGUAGUGAAGAUUGCGGUCCAAUUCGAGUUGGAAAUCGCCCAGCUAAUUGAGUUUGACCAGCGUCAGCCCCUGACGGCCAUCAUUCAGAACUUGUGUCCGUACUGGGUGAUUCAGGAUCCGGAAAACUACGCACUGAGUUUCACCGAUAAUUGUUUCUACGUGACGGAGAAGAAUCGGCAUGAAGUGAAAAAUGGUUCCGUGUUGCGAAUGGCCUAUUCGCCCUCGAAAUUGGCAAGCGAUAUUCUGGAAAAACUGCAAACGGGAAAAGUCGAUGAGAUGAUGAAGGUUCUUAAAAAACUGCCCGGGUUGAGUCAAGACAUAACAUUUGCAUUGGAAUUUAUUAAGGAGCAAGGAUUAGAUCUUAUUGUAAGCACCAUUGAGGAACCGAAAUUUGGUGAAAAUAUUUUGAGCUUCGCAUUAUCCGCAUUUGUUAAGCUGAUGUACCACGGAACAGUGUCUUGGGAUGUUUUGCAACCAUCUUUUAUUCUAAGGAAUAUUGCAUUUAUAAGCAACAGCAAUAAUAAGGAAAUUAUCCAAUCUGCUCUUACUAUUUUGGAAAACGUUGUUCAGAACAGCAGCAACUAUGCUCUGGUUGAGCGAGAUGUGACAUUGGAAAUGCUACUGAAACUGCUACAGGAUUCUCCAUCAUCUUCCGCUGUCAAUACAAUAGCGCUCAUCAAUGCCCUCUUCAUUAAGGCAGACGAUGCCAAAAGGAAAGUGAUUGCAGCUACGUUCAGCUCUAAGCAGUAUCGAAGUGUCAUCAAUAGUGUUAUCACAGCUGGAACCGGAACUGGAACAAUUACCGAAAUAGCCCAUCAGUUAUACGUUUUGCAGACGCUAAUUCUUGGUUUGCUAGAGCAACCGAUGAAAACGCCAAUUGAUGCCCAAGACCAAGAAGCGCAAGAGAAAAUCAAAGAACUACGUAGAAUCGCAUUCGAAGCGGAUGGAAUCGAUCCUAUACCAGAUGUGAUGGCUCGUCGCCAGCACGGAGGAUCAUAUUCCACUCAUUACAAAAAACUUGGCUUCAAAUGUGACAUAAACCCGGCGCAAGAUUUCAUGGAAGUUCCUCCAGGUGUUCUUGCGUUGGAUUGCAUGGUUUAUUUUGCACGCAACUACACCCAAAAUUACACCAAAGUUGUACAUGAAAACAGCUGCCGAGCCGAUGAACAUGAGUGCCCCUUCGGAAGAACCAGCAUCGAGCUCGUUAAGGUUUUGUGCGACAUUCUUCGUAUAGGUGAUUCUUCUCUAGAGCAGGGACAGGAUUUCCAUCCAAUGUUUUUCACUCACGAUCACCCGUUCGAGGAAUUUUUCUGCAUUUGCAUCGUGGUUUUAAAUCGCACUUGGAAGGAUAUGCGAGCUACUACGGAAGACUUUGUCAAAGUUUUCAGUGUUGUCCGCGAGCAGAUCACCCGCAGCAUAACAGGACGUCCCGCGUCCCUUGAAGAUUUUAAAACCAAAAUCAACACAUUCACCUAUAACACCAUCACUACCCUUCGCCAGCAAGAACGUACUUCCCGUGAGGAAUGUGAAUCCACGGCAUCUGCGAUUGUGUCGUUGAAAGAAAAAAUUACACCAGAAAUAAUGUCACUCAUAAAGGAACAACGCUUGGGCUACCUUGUGGUUGGGACCCGAUUCUCAAAAUACAGUGGAGGCAAACGCGAACGGGACAAGUACUGGUACGCUCGCCUGUCACCUAACCAUAAAGUCAUACACUAUGGCGAUUGCGACGAGAAAACUGUGCCCACCCUUGAAGAACUGAACAACAAACUUCCGGUCAUCGACAUCCGACAGAUGCUCGUUGGAAAGGAGUGCCCCCACAUGAAGGAAAUGCGCGCAAAGAAGUCCACCUUCCCGCUCGGGUUUUCACUGGUGGCCGAAUCCAGCGACCAGCAGACGCUGGACUUUGUUGCUCCGGACGAGGCCACCUUCAAUUACUGGACCGACGGAAUCAACGCUCUACUGGAUCAGCCGAUGCUGAGCAAGCAGAAAGAUGACGACUUCGAAACGUUGCUCUCGAUGGAGAUCAAGUUGCGUCUGUUGGAUACCGAGGGCGUGGACAUCAGCAAGGAUCCCCCGCCGAUUCCGCCCGAACCGGAGAACUACGACUUUUGCUUCGAUAGCUAAGGUAAUUGUCGACGAUUAAUUCCAUUAAUUACUGUGGCACUCGUGCAUGUGCGAUUUUAUACGUGUCGGAUAUCUGGAGCCAAAGUUCUAUCUUUAUAUUCCGUUUUACCAUAAAAUAUUAUUUUCAAAUUGUACUUUUAAGAAAAAAAAAACAUUUAAUUUUAAUUAUACAACUCUAAUAUCAUUCCGGCGGUACAUAAGAAGUCCACAUUUAGACAAAUUAAGAGAGUCGACUAAUGUUAAAAAGCCCGAGCUAUCGUUUAAUCCUUCAUAGACAUUUCAAAGAAGAGAGACUCCAUGAUUCAAUUCGGUUUUUUUUUUCAGCAGUUAGCAUAUCAAGAUAAGAUGAAUUUAUGAACCGUGAGAUGCAAAUAGGAAAGUUUCUCCACUUUGUGUCUUUAGAUGGUAACGAUUCUAUUAAAUUAGUGUUUAGAACUGGCAAUUCAAUCAAAUCAUUAGUGAUUCCGUGGUUCUAUCGAUGAUCAUAUUGUUGCUUAUCUGAAAGUCCCCAGAUGGAAAACCCGGAACAUACGGAACCGAUUCUGACAUGCCGAUUUGGAUAGCCAGGGGUUAUUUGAGAUAAUGUUUUAAAAUUUGGGUAACGGUUUUUCUGCAAUAUGCUGGGUAGACACCUUUACGUGGUGUGUUACGGGUUAAGAUCUACCACGGUUACAUUGCCAGCUACAGGCAAAUCCUGACCCAACGAAUACCUUCCUCAUUAUCCAACUCCGUGGUACUUAUGAGGGUGUCGCUAAGUCGGUGGCCUCUCAUUAAGUAAGUACUACAUCAACACUUCCUUCCUCUCCCUAGUUACGGUGAAGAUGGGUGUGGCCAGGGGUAGUAAUCCUCAUGCUUUUGUUAUUUUUGUUCAAGACUGGAAUCAAGAACCACUCCCCUUCUUGAUUUCUAAUAGCAUUCUAGAUAAAUAUCUCAAAAGUAAAGCAUGAGUAUCACUAGUGUCCAAUCUAAGAAUUACACCGUAACAAUGCUAAUGCUAUUGCUAAAAACGGUUUUUUGCAAUAAAAAUGAUUGAUUAUUCAUUUUUAAAUAUGGAUCAUUUGGCAUGCAUAUUCAAACAACUGUCAAUUCUGAUACUUUUGGACUCAAGAAUAUUGGCCGUUACUCUACUAAACACAGUAACCAUCAUAAACAUAUAUGCACCAUCUGGAUCAAACCACCGAAAUGAUAGAAAGCACUUUUUAAACAGAGUAGUUCCAGAACAGAAGCUUCAACAAGCUCCCUAUCUGAUUCAGUGAUAAAUACGCGCGAUUCAACCAGAAAUUCGAUCAUGAGUUCAACUUUACAGAGGCUCGUUCAAACCGAAGACUUGACGCUUUAUACGUUACUCCGCGGCCACCAUGGAAGCUGAACAAUGUUUGAUUGUUUCACCUGAAACAAUCCAAGAGCUCUCAGGGAAAUGGACGUUUUAGAAACGCUCCAGUCCAUAGUAUCAGUCAUGGGGCGAUAGGUGGUGAUUUCGCCAAGAAAAUGCUCGUUUCUUUUUUCUUUCAAAUGGAAAAGGAACCAAAAAAUAUCAACAGUAUAACGUUAUUAUUACACAAGCUUCCGGAGGACUUACGUUAACCUUAGGGAUAACGACUGCACAGCCGAAAUAAACCGAAUUAAAGCAGUUAUGCUGAGGACGGAAACGCUGUUUCAAGGAAGUUUCAGACCUUCUUCAUACCAACACUUGAGCAACGAACAGACAUCCAUAUUUCAACUGAACGAACAACGUAAACGGCGAACAACAUCAAGGAUAUCCAACAUUACCGUUCGCAAAGUCAGCACCGUGGACAGACAAGUAGUCGAAGAUAACUUCUUUAAUCACUAUCGGUCAAUGUUUUUGGCAGAAAAUCUAGGAGGUCAAGAAAUAUUUCAACCGGUAUGAUCGAUUCCCAGGGGCGACAACAGUGUAAACUCGUAUAUAGAAGCGUGAUGAAAUAGGAGAAACUCGUCGAACCGGUUGAAACACCUUUGACCUGAGCAAUGCUUUUGAUUGUGUGAACCAUAGGUUUCUUUCAACUUCUUUAAGAAGAAUGGGAAUCAACGAAACAUUCAUCAACUUUCUCUCAAUAACUAUGAACCUUUCUAAGUUGCAAAUUCUCAUAAACGGUCGGGUAACAGACUUAAUCAGCAUAAAUCAAUCUGUGAGGCAGGGAAAUCCUUUGAAUAUGUUGCCUCGACGUCCCUGGACAUAUAAAUAUCAUUGUGUUAGCCUCUUGAUAUACGAAUGCAAAAAUGGUAACUUGGCUUUGAAACCUCGCAGUUAUUAACUAUGGAAGUGCUCAAUAAACAGUAAGCUGCGAGGCGGCUCUGUCCCAGUGUGGGUAUGUAAUGCCAAUAAGAAGAAGAAGAAAGGACGAAAAGGGGUACGGUGAGAAGGAGAGCAAGAGAGAGGAGUCUCGCUGAAGAUCUUAGUCCGUACAAAGUUAUGGAAACAAAAGAUCUCGGAGGAAAAGUGAGCGUUAUUGUAUUUCACAAAAAUGUUUCCACGUGAUUUAUGGAUGACCUUGCGCCCUCAAUGUGGAUGGACCUUUAAAAAUUUCGUGCUUAAAUCACUUGGAAAAUAUUAUUGGUAGAUUGGUUAGUGGUUGAUAAAUAAUAAGUUCUAUUAUUUCAAUGAUACUUUAAUUAUUUUCUAUUCGGCUUUGAAACAAAUGUAGCAGAAUUUAUUUGCUGGGUAAGCAAAAAUGACUAAAUGUGAUCGCUGUAGUACAAAACCACGGAGCGAAGCAAACAAUCGUCGUACUGGUCGUACUGACUCCGGAACUUUCAAUUUCUGCCAGGUCAAUCCAAAGUCAAAAAUAAACGCUUUCACUGGCCUGUUCACCGUAUCGUCCCAAUCCAGAUUCUGUAGCGUUACAAAACUCUGAAAUAUGGUAGAGUAAGAUAUGAAAUUUGGAGCUGUUUGGAAGCCCAGUCUGAAGCCAGUUUUUUGCAAAUUCUUCAAGUUUGAUAUCGUAUCCAGCAAACAACUUUUCUUGCAGGUAUGCAGCAAAUACCUCUGCAAAGUUGUCAAGCACCUGUAAAUUUCAAUUAAAUAAUCUUAUUACAAGAACAGAAUCAAUUUAUUGGAUUCUCACGGUUCUGAGCACUUCAAGUGGCCCAUUAUUUUCCAGAAUGGUCCUCUUAUCAAUCAGAUUGUGACAUUUUGACGGUCAGUGAAGCCAUACUUGCUGUGCCGUUGGCAAGAGCUGGCUUUCACCCACCGUUCAUCAACCUCCGAAUUAAUAGCUUCAACUCCUUUGUAGAUGGCGUUUACAAUCCCGAGUACGAUAUGGAGAACGGGUGGUGGACAAAUCAAAACAGUUUUCUGACUGUGGACGCCAUACAAUAAGGGAUUUUAUACACAAUUGUAAAAAUAUUUCGCUUGUUUGUCGUCAAAAUCAUCCUCUUUCCACUUGUCGCAGUUAUUGUUGAUGGAACCCAACGUUCGCGGUUCCUUGCAUUGUUGAGAAAGCAGAGGUUUGCUAGUGUGACAAUAUGGGCAAGGAUAUGUUGCACUAUGACGCUAUGACCCAUCAAUCCGAGUAAAAAAUUUAUUAUUUUGAGAUCGUCCGCCGCAGUUACUUCCCAUUCGUUUAGCUUCAACAGAUUUGACCAAACUUUCGCAAUAUUUAUGUAUAUACUUUUACGGAAUGUUGGGAACAACUGCAAGCUCCCGUAUCCUUUUCACUUUUACAAAUGCUCUGCAACUUUUCGACAAUAGAUAGGGUAAAACGUCCUAUCGUUGUGGUAUGUCCUAAUGUUGCGGCAGUGUUAAAAUAGUCCAUUCUGGAUAUAAUAGCAUUAAAAACAAUUCUCGCGUAACAUAUGAUUACGGCUUAUAAACCAAAACCAUGAUUUUUCAUUUUCUAGCAUAAACGAUUGCUUUGGAAAUGAUUCUUUAUCGUAGGUAAAACUCCGUACUUAAUAUCUCUUAAGAAACACAUUUAUUGCUAUUUUGAGUGAACGUCUCAUGAACCAUUUCCACCAUAGUGGUUUUUAAGUCCUUUGUUGGCGCCCUUAACUACCAUGCGGAAUGUUUGCUUUGGUUUUUAGGCCGUUCACUUUAUAGGGUAAAUGACCCAAUAGUGGAGGAACUAAGCCCUAUCAACCACUGUUUGUUCGCUUGCGUAGAAACUAUGGUUCAUUCCGCUUACCAAAAAGGUGCAUUCAAAAGCUCAUCUUCUAUACUUUGAGUAAAAAGUGUUCCGAUAACAGCAGCUCCUGUCAUUAUUACCUAAAAUGAAUCCUCCAAUUCCAAUUGGUGCAAUGUUCCAAUAGUUGCGAUAUUUUCUAAUUCGUGUUCCUAUAGUUACGAAUCUCAUUGUUUCCAUACGGGACUCCCAACUAUAGGAACACUACCGCAACUAUUGGUAUAAAGCAGAUAAUGAAUUAAUGUAUUUCAGUGAUAUUUUACCGAUUUUUCAGGAAAUCCAAAACUGUUUUCACUUCUCUUACGUGAUGACAGGUCAACUAAUUGAUACACAAUGUGGGUUGCUGCGUUUAUUUCGUAUGUUUGGCAAAAACUACACUACCGCAACUAUAGGAACACCCACGACUAUCGGAUCAAUUACCCUAUUGUUUAUUUAGAAAAACUAGCUUCAAGUUAUUUCAAAAUGUAUAUUCUUACUAGGUUUUUGAUAUAUCGCAUAGCAGAACUACUCUGGCUAACAAAUCUAAACAAAUCCGAUGGUGUUACUAGCUUUAAGCAAACGGCUUAAAAACCAGACGUGUUGCCGGUAAUGCGAGUAAACGGCGCGACUUUUGUAUUAGCUGAAAUGUUGAAGAUUUCGAAUAGUUUUUCAAUUAAUCUUUAUCUGAUGUUUUAAUAUAACCAUUUACGUAUGGCAUUGACUUGGUUUUUGCAAUGAAAUGAGCUUCAACUUCAAUAAAUGAAUUAAAUUACUCAUAGAAAACUUGAACCUCAUUUUUCUCCGAUCAGCAUUGUUGGUUUUUCGGCCCUAAUCAUAUGUUGCUCGAGAAUUGUGGAUACGCUAAAACUCAUCGAAUUAACGACUAGAACAGCUUUUGUUGGACAAAAUUCCGUUCUAAAUUAUGAAAAAUCAACAUUUUUCAUUAAAAAUUUGAAUCCUUUGAGCCUAUUAGUGCUAAGGUCCUAUUGUUGUGGUAUCAAUUUCCAUAAGAAUUGCAUGCAAUACCGCAACAAUAGGACUGACCGUGAACAAAUGUCGCAACGAUAGGCAACUGCGUCAUAUUAUUGUGGUAGUUUGUUUUUAUUGUGAUAAAAACAAAACAACAUAAGUUUAGCACAAUAGACCUGUGCAGGAGUUCAUCAAAUUCACUCACCAGAUGGAUUUUGACAUUUGAGCGGGUCGUCUUCUCGAACAAAAGUUCAUUUUGCGUUCAUUAUGCGACCCGCUCAAACGUCAUAAUUUCUUGGGGGAGUUCAUUUUGCGUUAGUCUAUUGAUGUAAUAUUUACGAAUCUUUAAUUAACGAGCAACCUAUUCGACUACUGUGAUGUGUAAAAAGACCAACAGGUAAUUUUUAAAGAAUUUUUGAAAUCAAUUUUGUUUUGACACGGUGCCUAAUCCCUCCAUAAUAGGUCGUUUUACCCUAGGGUUACUUUGAACGAUCCUUCUCCCCCAUCAGCACCAAUCUUGUAGAAAACUUCGAAAUCUGCCUCUCCUUUAGCACAAACUCGAUAAGACCUUUCACAUCAGUACAAUAUACGACGGGUUUCAUCACCACUCGUAAUUCAGAUGCGUUAUCUUUUUCAACAUUAAGAGCUAUGUGCUCCAAAUAGAAAAAAUCUUUGAGCUUUUGAAUGGCGUCUGUUAGCUUUUGGGCUAAAUGCAAUGGCAUUUCAAUGUCCAUUCCCCUGAAUUCCUUGCUAUAUAAGUCUCAAAGUUUUCCUGGCGCUCAAAUCACAUACGCUUUUGAUGAGCAUCAUCCAUGGAUAGACAUAGGGCGGUUCAAAAAAUCGAUUUUGCUCCACAGCGCUCAUCUUCUAAUUCUUUAUCAUGUUCUAAGUGUCCUCUGAAAGUUUGAGCUCAUUUGGAUUAAAACUGAUUUAGCACAAACCGUUUCAAGUUUGCAUGUAAAUUAGUAUGGGGAAAUUAUGUUUUUCAUUAUACUGUUAAUGACGCUUCCCCAUUAAGCGCAGGUUAAAAGAAAACCUACAUAGCUAAAAGGAAUACUCAAGAGCUUUCACUCAGCAAAAACCGCAUGUUGGUUAAUCCAAAUGAGCUCAAAUUUUCAGAGGACACUCAGAACAUGAUAAAGAAUCAAAUGAGCGCCGUGGAGCAAAAUCGAAUUUUUGAACCACCCUAAUGGACAUCUAGACCAUCAUUUGAAAAGGGCGUAACAGCCAAAAUUUAUUCCUUCUGAUUUUUUGUUUACACUCAAAGCAUUUCUAAAACUGUUCAUUAUUUGAUGUCACUGGCGACGCGGUUUUCAUAGAUGGCCACUGGGUGUGUCUUAAGAUUCGGCAUCAAAUGCUGAACAUGGAGACCUGACCCAUACAUAAACUGUGAGAACGUUGAACGACAGAGUGGCAAUUUGCUGGGUUUCGGAAUUGAUAUGAGUACGAGCAAAGAAUGCCUCGUGGGGAUUGGAGGGAUUGAAGUCGCAAAAUAAACACAUUAAAAAGAGCAAAUUACUUAAGAGGUUUCGAGAGUUCCAUAAUAAGUUAUAUAGUUUGCGAGCUCAAAGUAAUGAUUCGUGCAGUCUUAAUGCUGAGAGAAAAGUAUAAUUCGGUUAUGCGUUUUCUUCAGUGCAUCUCAUUCUGCAAUUAAUUUCUUUUGUUGGACUAAAAAUUAGUAUUAUUCUGAAAAACCCUGAUAAAUCCACCUAGCGGUGAUGGUGCCUUUCUCGUGCAUUAUAGAAAUAGUAUUUUGGCCAUUACUCUUGAGCCCAUAGUCCGAUCUGGCCAAUUUUCAAUAGGAAACAAUGGGAGAGUAUUCUGCGUCGAAUGCAACUUGUUGCGAGUGAAUCGGUUAAGGAUAAGUGCCUGAAAAAUGAGUGACAUUUUUUUACUCAAUUUUUCUAUAAAAAUGUGGUAUUUUGGCCAUAACUUCCGAGCCCAUAGUCCGAUCUGACCAAUUUUCAAUAGGAAACUGCAACUUGUUGCGAGUAAAUCGGUUAAGGAUAAGUACCUGAAAAAUGAGUGACAUUUUUUUGGGUGGGUGCGCACAGACGCACACACAUACACACACACACACACACACACACACACACACACACACACACACACACACACACACACACAGACAUCACCUCAAUUCGUCGAACUGAGUCGAUUGGUAUAUAACACUAUGGGUCUCCGGGCCUUCUAUAAAAAGUUUGUUUUUGGAGCGAUCAUAUAGCCUUUACGUAUACAGUGAUCGUUCGCUAAUUGGGGCACGACCUCACCCCAACUAGCGAAUGCCGUUCGCUAACUGGGGCGUUUUGACAAGCGUCAAUGUUGUUUACUUUUUGCAUUGAACAAAGGAAAAUUUUACACGCUAGAAAAUAUCGAUCCCGCCAAACACGGAAACAAAACGUCAACGCGUUUUUGACAUCACAUUCUGACGUUUAGCUGCUUUUUAAUUGGGUUUCGCCCCAAUUAGCGAACCCCCAACUAAAAAGCGCCCCAACUAGAAAAUCCCCAAUUAGCGAACGUUCACUGUACUUAGUAUACGAGAAAGGCAAAAAUAAUCAAACUAAUUUACCUCUGCAUGUGAAAAUGCAUGACAGGUUGCCAAACAAAUACGAUUAUACGGCUACUAUGAUGCUGUUAUAAAAUCUGUACACAGUAUAUAUUGUCAUGAUUGAGGGGUGAUCACAUAGUUUAUGGCUAGCGUAAAAAGCUGGAUAGCUUUAUAUGUAGACGAGGAAUCAGAAGGAAUAAAUUUUGGCUGUUACGCCCUUUUCAAAUGUUGGUCUAGACAUUUCAUUGUGGAUGACCUUGAAUAUCCACAUGUCCAAAGUGAAGGUCAUCCUCUUAUGUUGGAAAGAGCGAUCGAUCAAUCACCAGCUCGGUUAUUUCUCAAAUAUUCUGCUAUCUCGAUGCUCACCUCGCAAAAACUCCAGAAGAUUUUUCUUUCGUUCGAUGAGGGAACACGUAUGUUUUUUGCCUUGUGCUAUUUCGCGUACGCGCUUUUCUGAAUUCUGCAUCUGUAGCGAACGGCCGCCCACGUUUUUUAGCCUUCUUCGUAAUGGAACGUCAGGCCUUGGAAAAUUCGUUCAAAACGAACGAAUGCUUCGUUUUUAGCCCGCAGUGAAGUUUUAAUUUCGGUGCACCGAUUGAAGUGCGCUCGACGACGUGCUACUGGCUGCACGAACAAGGGAAGAGGCAAAUACAAAGCAUUCGUUUUAUACAUUGAAAGUGGGGAGUUUUGAACGUGGCAUCUUUAUAAGCCGGAUAGUGCCGAGGAGGCAUCGUUCAGCAGGGCAGUGUGAAAUGAGGAUGGUUCCUUCGUUCAUCGGCAGUGUUUCAGAUGCGAGUGAGUGUUGUGUGAAUACAAAACCAUAUUAGCGAGAAAGAGAGAAAAUUCAUCAUAUACCUCUCUUUCACACAUUCAUUCCAACUGAAAUGCGCAACUCGGUAUAAGUGAGGCAUGAGAGUUAAAUAUUCUCUGCAUGGAGCGAGGAAGCAUUCUUCACCAAGCACUUUGAAACUGUUCUCUCAUGAAGCUACCGUCCUCGGGAGUAUAUCUGGUGCUGAAGCAUCGGUCAUCAUCUUCAUUACUUCAUUCAUCCAAGCCCUGUGGAACGUACACACGGUCAAGCAGUUUGACCAACAUUGACUCCUCCUUUCGUUUGUUCAAACAUCCAUCAAGUUUCACCAACAGCGUCACGAACAAUCAAUUUAUUCGACCAACAAUAUCACACACGAACGACCGAAGCGCCAAUUUGAGCACCAACCAUCAGAAAAUAUAUGGGGGCUUGUGCAACUUCACUACAAAUGCUCAAACAUGUUCGGCGAAUCUUGACUCCGCCCCCGACAACUCAAACCAAAAUCAAACCGUUUCAAUUUUUUCCAACCGAGCCGCCAACUGUCAAAUGGUUGUUCGAACAACUUCACACACGUUCAAACAAAGCAGCAACCGAAGCGUUUUCUUGGGGGCGGAGUCAAUGUUCGUCAAACUGCUUGACUGGUGUGUACGCUGCAUAAGGUUGGACAGCUUUGGUAAGGUUACGUGACUAGCGGCACACACGUCACAUUCACAAAUCAUCUUACUUCUUGUGGAAACGCGGAGAUAAUUUUCAUAGCAAUGAACUUCAAUAUUCUCUCUUUUCUCACUUAGCGAGAACGAGCAACAAGGGAUAGUAGAUACUAGCAACCCUAUAACCAGAGACCGGCGGAGUGAAAAACUGACAAAAUGGCAACGUAUGAAAAUACAUGAAAUCGUUUAAAUUAUACUGGCAGCACUUGAACUUUUUGCUUGCUUCUUACGGAAGAAAAAAAUAAACAAGUCGAAUUGGAACCGCUUUUGACGGUUCGAUUGGAAACAAGAUGGCGUCUUCGCCGAUCUCUUAUUCUAGUAUUUCUAGUAGAUACCAACUUUUUACCUCGAUAUCCGGUAGAAAAUUAAGUUUGAUGAGAUGCUUAGAUUUUUCGGAAAUUGUUCUCAAACUGCUCUUCUUUAAACACAAAACAUAAACUGUGUUUUGAUUUUCUUCGUGGCGUUUCGGUUUCAUUUUGUAUUUUAUGUUCUCGGGCACUGAUUUGUUUAUAAACUUGAGAUCCGACGAAGGAACAACACGGGAUGCGCAAACCGACAAAAAUAUUGUAUCAUACGCUUUGGAGACGCACCUAUCAGGGACGUAGUGAGCGGGUGGUCAGGUUGAUCUUUGCCAAUUCCGCCAGUACUCUAGGCAGUGUUGUCCUACACUCAGUGCAAAAAAAUUUGCUCUUUGAUUUUACUCUAUCUAAACGAUUUUAUAGUCUUAACUAAAUAAGUGCAACUAAUAGAGGGAUAUUUGAAUUUUCUAAAUGUCAUGUCAAACUAUUGAAAAAAUGCACACCAGAGCCACAGGAGCG